Pipistrellus nathusii (Nathusius's pipistrelle) is the source of this 420-nucleotide messenger RNA. The record is from the annotation of a GenBank genome assembly. NCBI's taxonomy places the organism in Eukaryota, Metazoa, Chordata, Mammalia, Chiroptera, Vespertilionidae.
AUGCGGGAGGAAGACUCUCUUACCGGGGCCUUGUCUGUCCUCCCUGCACUCCAGGGCUCCUUCCUCAUUUAUCCUGAAUCAGAGGCAAGGCCGUUUUGGGGGCCCAAAAUCUCCCGGGGAAUCCCACAAAACCAGCCUGUCAAGCUCUUGGUGAGAGUAUAUGUCGUAAAGGCCUCCAACCUGGCUCCUGCGGACCCCAAUGGCAAAGCAGACCCCUAUGUGGUGGUGAGCGCUGGCCGUGAGUGGCGGGACACCAAGGAGCGCUACAUCCCCAAGCAACUGAACCCCAUCUUUGGAGAGGUCCUGGAGCUCAGCAUCUCUCUCCCUGCUGAGCCAGAGCUGACGGUGGCUGUGUUUGAUCAUGACCUCGUCGGUUCUGACGACCUCAUCGGGGAGACCCACAUUGACCUGGAAAACUGA